This is a messenger RNA of Botrytis porri, 681 nucleotides long. RefSeq lists its product as uncharacterized. The transcript is spliced from 3 exons. The coding region runs from base 1 to 681 and encodes 226 amino acids. The record is from RefSeq and is a predicted model, not a curated record. Lineage: Eukaryota; Fungi; Ascomycota; Leotiomycetes; Helotiales; Sclerotiniaceae.
AUGGCACCCGUCAAACCCUUUUGGUCUCAACCUUCUCACCCACACAUCCAAGAAGUAAUCUACGGUGAAGAUGAAAAUGGAUACACCACCAAAUCCAUCUCCAAAGUUUCUCUUCCUCCUUUUGCUGUUUUUGCAAAAUCGGAAUUUCCACCAUGUACCGAUGCCUCAGAAGCUACCUAUGCCACUGUCCAAACAGGUACAAACACACAUUUGAAUCUCAAUUCGGACUUAUUGUACAUCAAUCAUUCCUGUGAACCUUCUCUCAUCUUCGAUGUGCAAAAUGGCACCAUUCUCACCUCCCACACUGGCCUCACUGUAGGCCAAGAAUUAACUUUCUUCUACCCCUCCACCGAAUGGUCCAUGUCCCAGCCAUUUUCCUGCAACUGUGCUACUCCUUCUUGCGUAGGAGAGAUCAGUGGAGCAGGACAGAUGAGCGCUAAAGCUUUGGAAGGAAAGUGGUUGAGUGCUCAUAUCAGACGGGGAUUGGAGGAGAAGAGAAAUGGGAAUGGGAAUGGAAUUGGUAACGUGAUGAAAAAUGGAGAGAAGAUUGUCAAUGGAAAAUUGAACGGCGUUGAUGGGAAAAUGUCAAAUGAAGAAGUUAAUGGAGAAGGGGAAAUAAACGGACGACGAGGCGUCACAAGUAGGGAAAUGAGCGGAGAGAUGGGUGGAGAUACUUUGUAG